UUUUGUCAAAUUAUGAAUAAAUCUAUACAGGCUAGCUUGCUUCUCUAGACUCACUGUAUUCAAGUGGAACCAUUAGUUUAGGACGCCUCUUCGGAAGGAAAUAAACCGCGUACCAACGUGUUUCCCACAUCCGUGCCUACCGUGACCCCGGGAAUACGUGUUUAAAGUAUGAUGUUUUUAUCCUAAAACAGAGAUGCUGUCUUAUAUGUUUAGAACCACCUUUGCAGCUCAGAAGGUAUGGCAUUGGGCAGUCCUGACAAGAGCUUCUGAAGGUGGAUGCAGCUCCCUGCAGACCUGCUGUGCCUCAACAGCAAGGCUGCUGUUUUCAGAAAGGGAUGCCGGACGAGUAAAACCUCCUGCUGUCCUCGGUUUCAAGAGGACCCAAGGUCAUGCAGCUCCAUUUUUAGUGAGGAGCCAGCAUUUCCACUCUUCUGCUGUGAGGCUGAAGAAGCGACCAAAGCUUGAACCUCCUCCCAGAGAGCUGGAUCUGCUGCGCUAUGACAUGAAGGACUUGUGGAAAGGUCCCAAACCUGCCCUGUACCUGGGGUUUGCAGGGCUGAUCCCCUUCGUCGCCCCUCCUCUGCUCAUGGCUGUGACUGAGAGCUACUCUCCAGAGUUGGCCUAUGCUCAGUUAGCUUACGGCGCCUCCAUUGUUUCCUUCCUGGGUGGAGCUCGCUGGGGAUUCGCUCUUCCUGAGAGCAGCCCAGCAAAACCUGACUGGAUGAACCUGGCCAACAGUGUGGUUCCCUCCCUGUUAGCCUGGGUGUCCAUGCUGAUGAGCGACAGCAUUGUUCCUGCAGCCACCAUGGUUAUCAUGGGACUAGGAAUAUCGCUGCAUUAUGAUCUGUCUCUGCUGCCCACUUACCCCAGCUGGUUCAAAGCCCUGCGCGCCAUCCUGACCACUGUGGCAUUUUUUUCUCUUAUUGGUACACUCAUAAUAAAUGCAAUAUACCUAGAAAAGAAGCUAUUCUCAGAUUAAAUAGUAUACAAAUAUAUAUAAACUAUAAAGCCAAAAUGCUUUUAUUUUGGAGAUCUUAUUUCUUGAAAAUAAAGUUUUUUUGUUUUGUUUUCUGUAUUAAUCACAGGUCUGUCUGUCUGUCUGGUCAUGAUCUGUGCUUUUUCUUGAACAAAACUGGCCAAUAUCUAAUGUAUAGAAGUUUUGUAUGUACGUGUACCAUCUUUCAAAUUAAUCUGAAGAAAAAAGCUUGUCAGUGAUUUUUUUUUUUCAAGCUAGCACCAGGAGUCACAAAAAUCAUUAUUUUUCAAAUGCAGCACAUUAAAAGAACUGAACAAAAAGACAGAAAUGUGGAAGUUGUUGCUCAAUGAAUGUCAAAUAAAUGCACUUUUACCAUUCAGCA
This is a messenger RNA of Perca fluviatilis (European perch), 1358 nucleotides long. Its product is annotated as transmembrane protein 69-like. The coding region runs from base 194 to 979 and encodes 261 amino acids. The transcript has 3 exons. NCBI's taxonomy places the organism in Eukaryota, Metazoa, Chordata, Actinopteri, Perciformes, Percidae. The record is from RefSeq and is a predicted model, not a curated record.